CUGUGAGCCUUACAGAACAUCAAGAUUCUGUCAAAGAGGCUGCCACACAGCAGACAACAUACACCAUGGGGUUCCUUUCAGUCUCUACCCACAGAGGACUUGUCCACUGGCAAGGGCUCCUACUGGUUGUGUCACUCUUAACCUUCUGGAGCCCACCUACCACAGCCACAAUCGAAGUUUUGUCAACCUUUGCUACCGAAGGGGAGGAUGUGGUUCUGCGUAUCCGCAAUAAGCCUCCUGGGGUUGUAGGAAUUGUGUGGUACAAUGGGAAAGGCGUGGACCAUAAUAAUACAAUUGCUUUUUGUGUUAUGACACCACGUUUCCAUUUAUGUGGUCCUGAAUCCAAUGGAGAACAGAUGAUAACCGAUGAUGGAUCCUUGCUAUUGAAAAAUGUCACCAAGAAGGACGAAGGAAUGUACACAGUAGUGGCUCACUUUCCAGAUUCAAAAUUUGAAACAGCAUCGGGGAAACUUGAUGUAUAUGAGGGAGAAAAAUGGAGAGAGCUAAGAGAACUUUUUAAAAAAAUAAGGAGAUGUAAAGAAGGAGGGCCGGAUGAUUGCCCUCCAUAAGUGCCCUGAAUGGAGACUGAGCCUGCAACCUAGGAAUCUGAAGCUCAGGAGAAAAAUGAAGUUGUUGCAGAACCACAGAAACCUCACCAUAGACCCCAUCAGGAAAGAGGAUGCUGGGGAUGACCAGUGUGAAGCCUCUGACCCAUCAGUUCUGUUGAAAGUGUUCCCCCUUGAGAUGGAUGUGAAAUAUGAGUGAGCCUGAUCUCCUCUUCUAUGUUAUUAAACUCUGAACAAUUUCGCACCUUGUUAAUAGAUUUAGUGUCAAGGUAGAUUGUCCUUAGAUGUCUUGCAUUGAGUAAAUAAAUACAAAAAAAAAUGUGUGCUGA
Messenger RNA from Phyllostomus hastatus (greater spear-nosed bat), 895 nucleotides. Its product is annotated as carcinoembryonic antigen-related cell adhesion molecule 3-like. Gene Ontology annotation, molecular function: protein tyrosine kinase binding. NCBI's taxonomy places the organism in Eukaryota, Metazoa, Chordata, Mammalia, Chiroptera, Phyllostomidae. Gene Ontology annotation, cellular component: plasma membrane; cell surface. Bases 66 to 569 code for a protein of 167 amino acids. Gene Ontology annotation, biological process: regulation of immune system process; signal transduction. The record is from RefSeq and is a predicted model, not a curated record. The transcript has 4 exons.